Molecule: messenger RNA, 615 nt
Organism: Debaryomyces fabryi
Lineage: Eukaryota; Fungi; Ascomycota; Pichiomycetes; Serinales; Debaryomycetaceae
Product: GPI-anchor transamidase
Exons: 1
Coding region: 1-615 (204 amino acids)
Biological process (GO): GPI anchor biosynthetic process
Cellular component (GO): endoplasmic reticulum membrane; mannosyltransferase complex
Molecular function (GO): GPI mannosyltransferase activity; alpha-1,6-mannosyltransferase activity
Source: RefSeq, a predicted model, not a curated record
AUGGUCAGCAUCGCAUACGGGAUAAGAAUCAACUGUUUAUUAUUGGGAUCAAUGUUUCUUUUCGAUUUAUAUGAGUUUGGAAUCAGAAACCGGGAUAUCACAGAUAUUAUAUUCCCGUUGAUCAGUGGAGGCCAAUUAUUCGUGUCAAUUGUGGCACUUAAUUGGUACACAUAUGCAAUUUUCUGCCCCGCUAGAGGAGAAUGGUGCCAGCAAUGGAUCCCUUCCUUAUUCAGCUAUGCCCAAUCACAUUACUGGAACGUCGGGUUUUUGAGUUACUGGUCGUUUGCUAACAUACCUAACUUUUUAUUUGCAUUGCCAACGAUUUUAUUAACGUUACAGAGUUUUAAGCAUUUUACACAGGAAAAACCGGUCAAGAAUCUCCUUCCAUUAAUGAUAGUAAAUGGCAUUUUAUUAGUAGGUGGGUUAUUCUGGUGGCACGUACAAAUAUUGACGAGAAUUUCUUCGUUUUUACCACUUAUGUACUGGUUCGUGGCAAGUUUGUGGAUAUCAGAGAACAUGGUCUACAAGAAAUAUAGCGAGUAUAUCAUGAAGUUCAUGAUUGGGUGGAACUUAAUCCAGGCGAGUAUGUUUGCAGCCUUCUUACCACCGGCGUGA